Eimeria maxima is the source of this 1725-nucleotide messenger RNA. RefSeq lists its product as hypothetical. The transcript has 9 exons. NCBI's taxonomy places the organism in Eukaryota, Apicomplexa, Conoidasida, Eucoccidiorida, Eimeriidae. The record is from RefSeq and is a predicted model, not a curated record. Bases 1 to 1725 code for a protein of 574 amino acids.
AUGGAAAGGGGAAGGUUCAUUGGUCCCUACAGGGCUGUAGCCAAAGACUCAACUCGCCCUCUUAACAUCCGCUGUUACCAGAAGCAAACCACAGCCCGAGCGGAAGCCAUCCCACUCGAACCGCCAUCCGUGUGCAAUCACGGGAGCUUCCGUCUCCGAGGAGAUAAACUAAACGGCUGCUCUGGGGCAGUGCCUCCCAGUGAGGGGAUGCGCCGCUACUGGACACAUUUUGAUACCUACUUGCCGCUCUACUUGCAAGCUGUGCACCACCGUCAGACCCUGCACAGGGACGGCGAACCACGAUGCGUCACAAAAAUAGAAGACACCGGCAUUUGGAGGGAGGAAGGCGAGCAGCAGUUCUUCGUUGUGCCAAGGGGCUACUACGGUUACGUGGAUUGCAACUGGUACCUGGACAAUCCCAUAAAAGGCGAACGAGCAAGGCGCGCUUUGGGGCUGAGAUCCCUGAGGUGGAAACUAAAUCCAGUGGGGCCUUGCAGAUCACCUCAGGGGCCGGAAUGCUUUGUGGGGGCGAGAGGCAAAUUUGUGACUAACUCCAAGUCCACGAUGCGCCGUCAUGGCGUCGAACGGGAAGCAGGGUGGAGCACCACCAGAGGAAGCGGACAAGAGGCGGUCAUGCCUAAAAUAAAACUGGGGGUUUUCGAGGAUAGUGCAGUUGAACGGUGGUACCUCCUUUGGCGGGCUGAGUACAUUGUGGCCUUCUACAAGGGAACAUGCCACAUAAAUUUGUUUAUGUGCGCUUUGCAAUGCGUUCUAGCAAUGACGAAACGAUGCUUCGUGGAUUGUCUUUUCGUGGUGGUCGAGAAGUACGAUGUUGGCAACGUUGCCAACCUGAGUUUUUCUAGUACUCGCCUGCAGAAGUUUUUGGUGAGGAUUCUGGCUGCCUUUUGGCGGCCGCUGCUCCAGUUCGCAAUACUUUCGGCUCUUAUUGUGCCUAUGAAAUUCAUGGGAAGCCGCAGGGGGAAAGACGGUUGGAAGUUUCAGCUUCUGGCUGCCGGGCAGGCAACGACCUACAUGGCGUUCGUGUUUUUUGAGUUGCUGGAAAGAUGCUCCAACCUAGCACCAGUGCCUGUGAACACAAAAGAGGCAACUUUCAAAGGGACGGUUUUCGCGUUUCUGGUUGGCGGCCAUCUGAUUUUUCCACUGUUCAGCAUUGCCCUCACUGUGCAUCUCCGACUCAUUCCGGAGGCAAUUAUUGUCAUUAUAUCUGCUGGAUCGGCUGUGGUGACGACAGUGGUCGUGUGCGCCAAGGGCUGGGAAUUCAGGGUUGUGGCUUUCUACUUGCUAAGUCGCAACUUCUACGCUUUGUUCGCCAUAAUGCUUGUGCGGGCGUUCGAAAACGUACGGCGAAGGCUCUUUGCAGCUCAGGCACUUCCCUUCUUGAUGUACUUAUCUGCACUGGCAAACAGCGAACGAGUAGAUAAUUUUCCACAGACUGCAGAGCAGAACCAUUCUGAUUACCAGAACGCGAAGUCUUUUAUCAAAGGGCGUCAGAGGCGCCCCAGCAGCAUCUGGGAGGGAAGCGUUGUACCAAAGUUGAAUGGAUCCCCAUGGAGAUACGGUGGUGAGCAAUCUCCUGUGAAUUCCUGUCAGGCAGCUGGUUGCGAGUGGACACGCAGCAUGCCAGUAACGUGCACGAAUCCGACGGCAUCUACCCCUGAAUAUAAGGCUAUUGGUGUCCUGCAAAUGGAGUUCCGUGGUAAAUAG